Messenger RNA from Australozyma saopauloensis, 945 nucleotides. Its product is annotated as putative rhomboid protease. The record is from RefSeq and is a predicted model, not a curated record. The transcript has a single exon. Gene Ontology annotation, molecular function: serine-type endopeptidase activity. The coding region runs from base 1 to 945 and encodes 314 amino acids. Gene Ontology annotation, cellular component: membrane. Lineage: Eukaryota; Fungi; Ascomycota; Pichiomycetes; Serinales; Metschnikowiaceae.
AUGAAAACGUUAGGCGUAACUCAGAAGCAUACUCCGUUUGUGGUCUCGCGCAGAAAUCCAAAGUAUCGUGCUCCCAUUAUUGACAUCUCAAUUUUUCACUACAUCAACGAGUACAUAGCAGCCCACGAGAACAAAAUGUGGAAAGCGCCUACAUAUUCGGAGCUCAAAGAGCGAUUACUCCAGACCCCGGCACUUUCGGUCGGGAUUCUUAUCUUUGCCGUGUUAUUUAACGCGCUCUUACCGAAAGAUUCUACUGCUUUGGUGCUUUACCCGGAUUCACCUCUCAAGUUGAACCUAAAUGCUCUCUCGUUCUACAUUUUCCCACAUGUGAACUGGAUUCACUUGCUCGUCAAUUUGUUCUCCUUGUUCCCUCUUUUGUCGGCGUUUGAAAAGGCAAACGGAACAGUCAGAACUGGUGUCACAUUGAACCUCUUGGCUGUUGUGACUGCUCUCAUGUACUGUAUUCCGGGUUUACUACUCUAUCCUAAGGCUGGCGUUGCCGGACUUCUGGGUAUUGUUUUCUCCUUGUUGACAUACUUCUGUCAGAAGGAGCACGCGGUGACCCCUGUGAUUCUUCUGUUCAAAGUGGCUGGCCGCGAUGUGUCCAUCCCAACAGAAUAUUUCCAAUUCGUAGCAUUAUUUUUGACGGCCGUGCUCAUUCCCUCGACGUCAUUCUUUGGUCACUUGGCAGGAAUCGGCGCCGGAUACUUGUUGGCUUUCGGCUACAUCGAGGUGUUGUACCCGCCCCUGAAGGUAAUUUUGUUUAUCGAGAAGAAGCUCGCUCCAGGUAUUGCCAAGUUGAAAUUGCUCGUGGAUUUUGUUUCCGAGGACGAUGCGGUUGUCUUACGAGGAAACGCCUACUCGCCUAUGUUCACUAAUGAUAUAGAAGCUCCUGCCAGUGAACCCCAAACCUACGAAUCCUUUGAGAGACGUUUAGGAACUUGA